Molecule: messenger RNA, 1075 nt
Organism: Cololabis saira (Pacific saury)
Lineage: Eukaryota; Metazoa; Chordata; Actinopteri; Beloniformes; Belonidae
Product: glycine N-acyltransferase-like protein 3
Exons: 5
Coding region: 25-861 (278 amino acids)
Cellular component (GO): mitochondrion
Molecular function (GO): glycine N-acyltransferase activity
Source: RefSeq, a predicted model, not a curated record
GAGGACACGCGUCCGUUUGCAAACAUGAAGGUCUUAAACAAAGACGAGCUGCAGACCGCUGAAGGAAUCCUGCAAACGCACUUACCGAAGAGUUACAAGGUAUACGGAUUCCUCUACGGCAUUAACAGGAAUAAGGAGAGUACACUCCAGGUCGUGGUUGAUUCGUGGCCAGGGUUCAAAGUUAUUAUUUGCCGUCCUGAUCCCAAGAGCAAGGCUGCCCUGGCGUUCACGAAAAAAGUCACAUUCUACAGCACAGAUGAAGAGGUUUUGAGGAAGAUGUUGACUGAUGAAAACGCAAUUGACUGGAGCACUUAUUUCCUAGUUGGAGGAUUUGACAUUUCUCAUGCACAGAUGCUCAAAGAAGUGUCUGCAGAAAGACAAGUCAACAACAGAGGCUUUACAUUGGUGCAUCUCCUGUAUUUGCCAGAUAUCAGCUACCUGCUCUCACCACCUGCUGACAGCGAGCUUGAAUCAAGGAUUUCAUCUCUCAACGUCUCCCACACAGACUCGGUCAAUAAAACUUGGAAGUUUGGAGGGGAUGAGAAAGGGUACUGGAAUAUUAAAAACCUAAUCAGCAACUUCCCGUCCUGCUGCAUCACCGACAUCCAGGGUCAGCUGGUGGCUUGGAUGCUUGUGUACAACUACUGCGCCCUGGGGAUGUUGUACACCCUGCCGGAGCACAGGGGGAAAGGUUACGCCAAAGUGUUGAUCAGCACCAUGGCCAAGAAACUCCUCUCUGAAGGCUACCCUGUUUACUGCUUCAUAGAGGAGGAGAACAAAGUGUCCUACAGCCUUUUUAAAACCUUGGGUUUCAUUGAAGAUGAAUCUUACAGGGCGGCAUGGUUUGAGUUCAACUUUUGAAGUUGUAAACACACUGUAUAGGAUCUUUAUGCAUUAAUCUGUGAUUUAAAGGCGAUAUAAGACACACGCUUCCAUUUGAUAGCCUACACAAUGAUGAAAUCACUGUAAAGGUGUAUUAGUUGUUUGUUAAAUUUGAAGCUCAAAGCAACCAAAUCUGGACCAUAAUAAAGUGUUAACUGACCCUGUUAAUACAAUAACAACUCCAUGUUUUCAU